AUGCUGAGGAACCACUGCACCAGGCUGAUUCGCGAGAAUAAAGUGAAAUACCAAGAGCCGCUAGCACAAAAUUUCAUUUCUAACCCCAAGCUGUUGUACCAACACGUCAACUCCAUUCGGAAAGUAAAGUUUACUAUACCGGUACUAAGUAGCGCUGGAAGAGUUGCAGCCACUCCAACGGAAGCAGCGGAAACGCUGAAAAUUCAUUGUUUCAACGUAUUCGCAGAACCGCAGGUUGGAGGUUUACAACUACCCCAACGGUUGUAUCAUCUACCACAUCCUUCACCGACCUACGUAUCAUUUACUGCUGAAAGCUUCAAAGCAAAACUAAUGGCUUUGCGAAAAAAUGCAAAACCGGGUGUGGACAACAUACACCCGAAAUCUCUGAUCUUUUUGGCACAUCAUAUAUCCAAACCGCUAGCUACUCUGUUUCAACGAAUGUUCGACCAAGCAACACUCCCCGAACCAUGGAAACAAGGAGUCAUUCGCCCAUAUACAAAGGUGGUUCUCGUAGUGACCCCGCGAACUACAGACCUGUAA
Molecule: messenger RNA, 540 nt
Organism: Echinostoma caproni
Lineage: Eukaryota; Metazoa; Platyhelminthes; Trematoda; Plagiorchiida; Echinostomatidae
Source: the annotation of a GenBank genome assembly